Messenger RNA from Mauremys reevesii (Reeves's turtle), 948 nucleotides. Its product is annotated as zinc finger protein 418-like. Gene Ontology annotation, cellular component: nucleus. Gene Ontology annotation, biological process: regulation of transcription by RNA polymerase II. The transcript has 2 exons. The annotation marks the transcript as partial. Lineage: Eukaryota; Metazoa; Chordata; Testudines; Geoemydidae. The record is from RefSeq and is a predicted model, not a curated record. Gene Ontology annotation, molecular function: DNA-binding transcription factor activity, RNA polymerase II-specific; RNA polymerase II transcription regulatory region sequence-specific DNA binding.
AUGGUCGUUGUCAUGUUUGGGGAAAACGUAUGUGAUUACUCCAUCCUUAUAAAGCAUCACAGAAUCCACACAGGGAAGAGGCCCUAUGAAUGCACUGAGUGUGGAAAAUGCUUCACUAGCAGCUCAGGCCUUUCUAAACAUCAGAGAAUCCACACAGGGGAGAGGCCCUAUGAAUGCAGUGAGUGUGGAAAAUGCUUCACUAGCAGCUCAGGCCUUUAUCAACAUCAGAGAAUCCACAAAGGGGAGAGGCCCUAUGCAUGCAGUGAGUGUGGAAAAUGCUUCACUAACAGCUCAGCCCUUUCUCAACAUCAGAGAAUCCACACAGGGGAGAGGCCUUAUGAAUGCAGUGAGUGUGGGAAAACCUUCAGUCGCAGUUCACACCUUCUUACCCAUCAGAGAAUCCACACAGGGAAGAGGCCCUAUGAAUGCAGUGAGUGUGGGAAAACCUUCAAUCGCAGCUCAAACCUUCUUACCCAUAAGAGAAUCCACACAGGGGAGAGGCCCUAUGAAUGCAGUGAGUGUGGAAAAUGCUUCACUCACAGAUCACACCUUCUUACCCAUCAGAGAAUCCACACAGGGGAGAGGCCCUAUGAAUGCAGUGAAUGUGGGGGAAAAUUCAGUCGCAGCUCAGACCUUAUUAUACAUCAGAGAAUCCACACAGGGGAGAGGCCCUAUGAAUGCAGUGAGUGUGGAAAAUGCUUCACUAACAGCUCAGCCCUUUCUCAACAUCAGAGAAUCCACACAGGGGAGAGGCCCUAUGAAUGCAGUGAGUGUGGGAAAACCUUUAUUACCAGCUCAGACCUUAUUAAGCAUCAGAGAAUACACACAGGGGAGAGGCCCUAUGAAUGCAGUGAGUGUGGAAAAUGCUUCACUAGAAGCUCAGUCCUUUCUAAACAUCAGAGAAUCCACACUGGUGGGAGACCCUAUAAAUGCAGUGAGUGCGGGAAA